This is a messenger RNA of Trematosphaeria pertusa, 1338 nucleotides long. RefSeq lists its product as uncharacterized. Lineage: Eukaryota; Fungi; Ascomycota; Dothideomycetes; Pleosporales; Trematosphaeriaceae. Bases 301 to 1260 code for a protein of 319 amino acids. The transcript has a single exon. The record is from RefSeq and is a predicted model, not a curated record.
GUUGUAGGACUAGACCGACGCCACAUCGAGCUGAGCUGUGCCAUGUCAGAACAAGCGAGGAAUAAGCGGGUCAAGCUCUCGCUCAGCCUUGAACGUCUGGGCAGCCUAGUGCAGUCUUAGUUAACAGGUAAUAAGACGGUAGAAGACUUUGUCCGAUAGUCUCCUUCUAACUCUCUUCCUGUCGUCCCAUAAGUUGAGAGCUUUCCUGCAUCUUUUCUAACAAGGCAACCUGAAAGCCACCAAAACCUGGUAAUCCCAUUACCAGUCUUCGGCAGCGACUCCAACAUCGCAUCCUCCAGAAUGGGAGAUCUCUUCCUAACCGCCCCCCGAUUCUUCGGCAACGCCGAAUUGAGAGACGUCCUGAAUGGCCGCGGAACCCUAAAACGAGGCAGCCGCGGCGAAGCAGUAAAGCUCAUCCAGCAAGCCUUCAUCGACCUAGGCGAAGCAAUGUCCGCCGGCGCCGACGGCAUCUUCGGUCUCCAAACCCAUGACGCAGUAGUCCGAUUCCAGAUGAGCAACGGCCUCACCGCGGACGGCAUCAUCGGCCGCAACACCAUGAGCGUGUUGGACGCAACCAUCGCAGCUCACGACAACAACAAUCCCCCUCCACAGCCGCCACAGACCGUGUUGAAGAACGUGCGCUUCUGGAUCAACGCUUUCGUCCCAGGACCCCAGCUGUCGGCUUACGCAUUCCCCGCCCCCGGUCCGUCAUCUGGCAAAAGCUACUUCAAGGAAGCGGGGAUAAUCAGCGGUGCAUUUCUGGGAGAUAACAGGAACUACUCUAGCGACCCGAAUGCGCCCGCUCGGAUGCACAUGCUGGUCGAUUUGAUCAACUUGGACACGCCGGCGGCGGCAAUGGUGAUCCCGAACGACAUCAAGUGCGCCGAGUACGUGGAAAUCGACGCGGCGACUGGCGCGGUGAUAGCGACCAAGCCUGCGUCGACGGCGAGGUGUCGGUUCUUCGACCUGCAGGUUGGUCCUGGGACGGGGUCGGUGAUUACGCUCAGGUUUGAGGGCGCCGUGAAUAACCCUCUUCAAGCUGGGUCGCUGGAUAUCGAUAUGAAUGGGACUAUUCGGAUUGAUCGGACUGCCCUGAAUAUCACGGUGGAGGCUAAGGUGGAGCCUUGGCCUGCUUUUGAGGCUUGGGUCUCGGGAAAUGGAGGGCCUGCGAAGUUCGUUGCGCUGGGGGCUCCGACGCAACCCGGUGAUCAGGCAGGGCAAGCAAAUCGAGAGUUUACUGUAACGACUGGAUUGCUCUGAAGGCCGGGUUUCGAGAGUCGCCUUUCGUUGAUUGGUGCGUCUCGCAUGUGCUAUGUCAUAGUGGCGGUCCUUUCAAUG